GAACAUUCGGCCGCUGAGGCUGGAGAACCGAGCCACAGUGGUGCUGAAGAGUGGCGCUGGUAGACGUGCUGGACGCGUCUGGCUUUUGACGACGGCAAGCUUGCAAAUAUCCAGAUAAAAUCCAGGAAAUUCAAACAGAUAUCAUUAUUACGGUCUAAAAUAAAGAUACGCACUCUUGUUUAUACCGUAACUUCACACAAUGGAGGAACCAUACGACGAAAUCAUGGAGGAGGUCGAGGUUGAGCUGCCGCCAGAGACGCUUCCGCUAUCAGAUGAUGAACAAAGGGUCCUAGAGCUAUACAGCAAACUACAGCAGCUGCAAUUGGAAAUCGCGAUAAUCAACGCGCAAUAUCGCCAUGAUAUACAUCCUACAACCAACGCUGAUUCACCCGAAGAGACGGAAAGGGCACAACAAGCGCUCUUAGACGCGCGAGCGCAGUACGCAGUGCUAAAUGACAUGGCUGAGUUUGUUAUGAUGGCCAAUCCCAUCAUCAAGGCUGUGCAUGACGGAAAAGAUAAAACACCCAUUGAGAGAGACCUGCUUCCUUACAUAGAACGCCGCGAUAAUGGGGCCAUCACCGCCGCCCAAGUCCACCAAGAAACAUGGGACCUUCGCUCCGACCUGACCCAGGUCCAAAGCGACACUAUCCAGGCCUGCCGGCGAAACAUGAAGCUCACAGCCGAGCUCUUCACUCUAGCAGAAGAGCUCAAAGAAAAGCGCGCCAUUCACGCCAAGAGUAAAACAACUAUUGCAGAACUACAAACACUGGAAGAUGAGCUCAAACAUAGCAAACAGCGCUGGAGGGCGAUGAAGGGCGUGGCAAGCGGCAUAGUGGCGGAGAGCGGCGUGGACUGGGUAUCAAACGACGAAUUACGAUAUGUUGUGCUGGAGCCUGAGGACGAAGACUAGAGUGGAUAGUUUGCUUCGGCCAAAGAAGAAGGAAAUAAAACUGUAUAUAUAUGGCUGAGCCCACCAUUCUGCUGUCCUCGUCAAAAGCAUAACCCAAGUAGUAGGUAGGGAGCUUCUAGCCAGUCAGGACCCGAGCCCUGCACCCCUAUUUCUAGCAGCUCCCGUCGGGUGCACGAUUCCAUCUAGAUUGCCGAGCACAACCAAAGACGACCACCAAAAGAAUCGUCAAAGCCACUGGAAACGUGGCACACGCCUAACAGGCGACGAUUCUUGCGUGUCGUAUGCACGGCGCCGGCAGUUAGGGGAGCUAUGACCACCACGCGGAAGCCAUCGGAGAUCAACACGUGACGGGGUGAAACCAGACCUGCUAGCUCGCUUUAGCACUCUGCAAAAACUGGUUGGAGGUUCCAUAUGGGGAAAUGGCAGCUUCGAUAUGGCCUCGAGAACUGGCCGAAUAUUUACAAUGUCGAUUCUACAGUAAUAGAGGAAAUAAAAGCACUGGCGGAAAGAGAAAAAUCAGACAAAUCGAAUGGAUAUUUUUUUAAUAGUCUUUGCUUCUAGGAUCACUAAGGAUUUGCGCACAUUGAGUUUCUUCACUACCGCGUCACGGCAGGCCUGCGCAAUAGGUGAGGGCGCGGUGGGCAGUAUAAUCGACAGCAGGCGCUGGCGCAGCACCAGGCAGGCAAUAGCGCAAAAAACGCUAAGCUGGGGGUAAAGGCUCCUCCGCGGCACUCACUUUUUGAUUGCGCUGGAGCAAAGGAAAUAAGGCUUACCUCUUUUCGGCGAGGGAAGAUAUGCGCCCAGGCCCUUGCUCCCUCAGCAGCAGGUUUGUUUUUGGUGCGGGUUGCGCUUGGGUGGGUGCGCCGUGGCACACAAGUACAGCACAGUACAAGGAGCAGCACAGUUUACAUGGCCACGCAAAACCUGUGUGUCGCGUACCCGCCUAAAGUCGCAGCGCUGUACCUCGACUAGGCCCCGUCCGCCAAAUGCCGCACCGCGUUUGGUGUACGCCCCCCCUAAGCCAAAACUUGCAGCGCAUCAGAGAGACACGCAUUUUGCUUUUGGGGUGGGCAAUUGGAAUGGCGUACUUUGUUCCUCGUUUGCAGGAGAGGGAGGCGGUUUCGCUUUUUUCCUGCUGGCGCCUAGCCUUUUCACGGGACGGGCGCAGACCGAGCCAGUGCCCUUCUGUAUUGCUGGCUUACACGCCGCCAGACCAGACCGGUGCAGCAGCAUUGAAGUAACCCAUGGCGGCGUUGCCGUGACUGUUUCUGCGCAAAAUAUGCCCUCAAGUCGUCCUGCAGUGCUACGUACAGCUUCACAACGAGGGAUAUCGGCCCCCUUCUUUUGGGGAAAAAGGGAGUCUGCGUCGUUGAGUCGACGGGAUAUCGGACUUGCCAGCAACCAUGGGCUGACGGCGGACUGGUAAAGCACGCAGGCUAGACUAGACCCAAGUGACGGGGCGAGUGAAUUGCAUGCCAGCGUGGGGAAAAUGCACCUAAACUCGCCUACCGCUUUGGGUGGCGCAUUGUUGCUGUGGACGGAAG
[Torrubiella] hemipterigena is the source of this 2454-nucleotide messenger RNA. The record is from the annotation of a GenBank genome assembly. NCBI's taxonomy places the organism in Eukaryota, Fungi, Ascomycota, Sordariomycetes, Hypocreales, Clavicipitaceae.